Messenger RNA from Oncorhynchus nerka (sockeye salmon), 4174 nucleotides. Its product is annotated as DENN domain-containing protein 5B-like. The record is from RefSeq and is a predicted model, not a curated record. Gene Ontology annotation, molecular function: small GTPase binding; guanyl-nucleotide exchange factor activity. The coding region runs from base 196 to 3981 and encodes 1261 amino acids. The transcript is spliced from 21 exons. Lineage: Eukaryota; Metazoa; Chordata; Actinopteri; Salmoniformes; Salmonidae.
CUGCCUCCUACACAACACAGUCAUUUCGGGCUGACACUAGGCUGACUGCCGACCGUGGACAGAGAACAUACAGAAAGAACAAUAAAUUAGCCCACUGUCUAGACUACAGCGUGUCAUAAUUUGCCCUGCGUAUAGGCUACAGGAUGGAGGUCCAGAGUAUGAAAUAGAGACUAACCGAGUAGCAUAUCUAAACCGAUGAUGAGCGGGGUUACUUCGGGCACAGGGUCGGCUUCGUGCCGCUUCGCCCACUACUUCGUGGUGUGUGGAUUGGACACGGAGACUGGUCUAGAACCCGAAGAAUUAGCAGGUGAGAGCUUUGAGCAGAGCCCCCUACGGAGGUCCUUCAAGUCCAAGGUUCUGGCCCACUACCCUGAGAGCACAGACAGGAGUCCCUUCAACAGAGAUGCAGUCAACAUGCUCUGCAUGCCGCACGGCCUGUCGUUCCGUAGUCAGGCGGACGGCCGCGAGCACCACUUCCACUCCUUCACGGUCGCCCAGGACGACGGCACGCGCUCCUACGGCUUCGUGCACACGUACUACGAAGCAGUGACGAGUGCCCAGAUCACCACGGCGAUGCAGACCCUUCAUCAGAUGCACCAUGUGGAGCACUACUCCACCUCCUCUUUGUCAUCUUCCUCCGCCUCCUCCCCCUCCACAUCCAGCAUGGACUCUCUGGUGAGCAGCCUGGAUGAGUUGGAUGCCGACUCCCUGGCAGCGCGCCCCCUGUCGGCUUGUUUGGGCUGCGCGGCGGGCUCCUUCCAGCCGGCCCGGGACACCCUGUAUGCCUCCAAGGCCCUCUGCCUCCUCACGCCCCUCCCCUUCCUGCACGCCGCCCGCCACUUCCUGUCCCAAUUGCACCAGGCGGUGACAUCGCACGCGGCCCCGCCACUGCCGCUGGAGAGCUACAUCCACAACAUCCUGUACGAGGUGCCCGUGCCGCCGCCCGGUCGUUCGCUCCGGUUCCACGGGGUCCAGGGGCCUAUCGUGUGCCAGCAGCCCGGCCCUGAGGAGCUCCCGCUCGGGGACUACCCACUGGGAGAGGCCUUCUCCCUGCUGGGGGUGGAGAACAUGGUGAGGCUGCUCACCUCCGUGCUGCUGGAGACCCAGGUCCUGCUCUACUCACAGGACUACCAGCGGUUGAUGACGGUGGCAGAGGGCAUCACCAACCUACUGUUUCCAUUCCAGUGGCAGCACGUCUACCUACCCAUCUUGCCCGUGCCCCUGCACCAUCUCCUGGAUGCCCCCGUGCCCUUCUUGAUGGGCAUCCAACGGAAGGAUUGCUCCCAAUGCUCCACUUUGGAUCUGUCCCAUGAGGCCAACCUGUGCUUUGUGGACAUAGACAACCACCGCGUGGAUCCACCCGAGGACCUGCCCCUCUUCCCAGACCAGCCCGAGCUCAUCCUCGAGCUGAACGAGGUGCUGCUGCGUUUCGGCCUCCAGCCACAUGGUGGCGCCACCACCACCAACCCCGCCCCUGCCACUCCCCUCUGCCUCAGCAGCCUCGUCCUGGAGGACCUGAUGGAAGACAGGCGCAAUGGGAACCUGGGAGGGGAGGAGUUGGCCGUGCUGGAACGACUGCAGGCACUAGCCAGGAGGUGUGGAGAAGGAGGGGUGGAGGGGGGAAAGACCCUUGGACGGGCGUUCCAGGAGGAGGAGGAGGAGCUGAAUGCGGCCAAAAUGAACGUGCAGCUGAAGGAGGUGUUCGCAGGGCGUUUUGCCGUCAUUUUCGGGAGGUACGAAGAGUUUGUGAUCCACAGCGCUCCCGACCUGGAGUCCUGGCUAGGCAACCGUGACGGAACGAGCAACUUUGAUAAGGGCUCCUUCCUGUCGGCGCAGCCUGCCCCGCACCUGCACUUCCUGUCCUGGUUCCUGGAGACGGCCAUGUUCUCAUCAUUCUUGGACAGCAAGGUGUUGUCUCGCUGGGCCGACCAGGAGCCGCUGCAGCGUGUGUUCGACGGCCGCCUGGAGAGGGAGCACCUCUACGACACGUUUGAGGAUGACCCCGGCAACCGUCGCUACAGGAAGUGCAGCGUGCUCCACAAGUCAGCCCAGGCCAUGGAACGCAGGCUGCUGAAGGUUGACCACACGGCCAUCCACCCCCACCUGUUGGACAUGAGGAUCGGCCAGGGUCGACACCAACAGGGCUGCUUCCCCAGGCUGCAGGCUGAUGUACUGGCACAGGGACAUAACACCAAUAAGUGGUCAAGCCGUAACACUCGCAGGAGCGACAUUAAGAGACCAGUGACCAAUGACACGACUUCAGGACUGGGCAAUGACCAGAGAGAGAAGUAUUCCCCGGGGAGGAGGAGCCUACACCAGUCCAAGCUUCUUGACCCCUCCCCCUCAGCUGUCACUCAAAUCCAGCGGGGGUUCGUGGAGGGGCUCCUGAGUGAAUGUCGCCUGAAGACCAGGCGUAUGUUGAUGGAGAGGAUGGGGAAGGAGAGUGUAGAGCUGGGUCAGGGUGAGGCCAGCAUCACGGGCCUGCAGGAGAACACACUGAUCCACAGCCUCUGUGACCUGCUGGAGAGGACCUGGGGCCACGGGCUGCUGCUCAAACAGGGAAGGUCGGCUCUGUGGUCCCACCUGCUCCACUGCCAAGCCAAUGGGGAGAAGAUGGAGCCACCAUCACCUGCCGAGUCUCCAGUGUCCAAUGGGCUGGACAGCAUGAGGCUAGAGGAGGGGCUUGCACCCCCGAAGGGCUCCUUUGUACAGGAUAUGAGGUUUGUCCAGACUAUGAGUGAGGGUCUCAGUGAGGUGGGUCGGGCGCGGGCCUGGAUCCAUCUUUCCCUGGAGAAGAAAGUGCUCUCGCAACACCUCAAACUGCUGCUGGCCAACCAGAACCUAAUCAGGCAGCUGUACAAGCCCCACGCGUUCCUACUGUGUGAGGAGGAGAGGGAGCAGUUCCUGUUCCACCUGCUGUCCCUCAACACUGUGGACUACCUCUGCUUCACACGCACAUUCACCUCCAUCAGCAUUCCAUACCGUGUUGUCAUAACGCCCAUGAAGAAGCUGAGCAUUGCCAUGACAAUGUCCAACCCCUGGGUGUGUGUGUCUGGAGAGCUGGGUGACUCUGGGGUCAGGCAGAUCCCCAAGAACACACAGGAGAUCGUCUUCCAGUGCCAGAACCUGGGCAGGCUGAGCACCCUGCAGUUGGGGCAGGAGAACUCUGGACUACUGGCUAAGUGUCUGGUGGACUGUGUGAUUGUGCACAACGAGAUCACUGGACACACCUACAGGUUUCCGUGUGGCCGCUGGCUGGGGAAGGGUGUGGGUGACGGCAGCCUGGAGAGGGUGCUGAUUGGUCAGCUGGUGUCUCCCAGAGGAGAGGAGGAGUCUGGGAGGUGGACGGGGACACCCCCGGAGCAGGGUUCACCCCCUCAGAGUGGACACAUGGGGUCACUGGGGCGCCGCAACAGUAACAACAGACUGUCUUCUGUCCAGGUGCAGGAGGAAAUGAGGGAGGCAGUAAACAACCUCGUCAAGCACUUCCACAAAGCAGAGCAGGAGAGGGGGAACCUGACUGCUCUGCUGUGUGGAGAGGAGGGGCUGGUGCGCUCCCUGGAACAGUUCCUCCUGCAUGGCUUCAAGUCCUCCCGCUUAUUCCAAAGGAGUGUGUUCAUAUGGGACUUUGUGGAGAAGGUGGUGGUUUCCAUUGAGACGGCGGAUCAAAUGGGUGACUUGCGGGGGUCAACGGAACUAUGUGACUCUCUGUGUCACUAUGCCAACGCCAUCAACGCCUCACCGCGGAACAUCGGCAAGGAGGGCAAGUUCCAGCUGCUGGUCUGCUUGGGAGUCAGGGACCAGCUGCUGCCCCAGUGGCUCCCCUUGUUGGCCGAGUCCCACCUGACGGCACGUCUCUACGAGGAGUCGGCUUUGGUCCAGGACCACGCGGCCGUCAACUCCCUCUCUCGCAUCCUCCAUACCCUCCACGAGUUCCCCAUCACCCUGGAGACGGCCCUCAUUAAGGGGGUUGACCUUUAACCCCACUGCCGCUGAGGACACUGGGAUAUGGAGUUUUACCCCUAUUCACAUAAUGCACAACGUACACAGGGUAGCAGGACCUCAACAGAGUCGAGUGACUGCUAGGGCUGGCACAAUUACCGUAUAACCGCUUAACUGACGGUUAUGGAUGAAGACUGUCAUGAAAAUAAAAUCAUCUUCAUAACCAUUGAAA